CUUAGAAAGGAAGCUAUGGUUAAAGAACAACCAAGAACGGCCAAUCCAAAGAUUAUUUCAUCAAUUAUAGCUUCAGUGGGAGGUCUGGCUUUAUUCUUAAUUCUUGCUUCAACCAUAUUGGUCUCCCAACCCAUUGGGUCCACGGUUCGUGGGUAUUUCUAUAGUGUGUAUCAGUCCAGAAAGAUUGAUUCAUUAUCAACCCUAAUGAACCUGUUUUCUGGGUCUAAUUCUCAGUACGAUGAUUGUGGAUCUAUAUAUAUCGAUGGAGGUGAUGGCAAAGAAACUGUGGUUGACAAAAAACAGGCUCUUGAUUCUCAAAAUAAGAAUGAAUUGUCAAGUUCGAGGCAAGAGGAACCCAAGAAUUUGAAGGAUGAACUACCGCAUUCUAAUGUAACGCAGAAAGAGACGGGUAGUAGAAGUUCGGCUUCGACCAAAGUCACGGAGGAAUAGGAUGAUGAAAAUGCCCCA
Messenger RNA from Olea europaea var. sylvestris, 468 nucleotides. RefSeq lists its product as uncharacterized. NCBI's taxonomy places the organism in Eukaryota, Viridiplantae, Streptophyta, Magnoliopsida, Lamiales, Oleaceae. The transcript has a single exon. The record is from RefSeq and is a predicted model, not a curated record. Bases 16 to 450 code for a protein of 144 amino acids.